GAUGAGGAAGAGGAGAGUAAAGCAGUAGUUCAACAGAAGAGCUUUACAUUGAAACAGUUGAUACGAAAAUUACACAUUACAGAGCCAGUGGAACAUGUCAUGUCACUUAUCGGAAAAAAAUAUCCAGAUAAUUUAGAAGAUUUUUAUAAAGCUCGUUUACCUGGAACAUGGGAUGAGGAGAGGGCAGGUAAACGAAUGAAACUACCUGUACCUGAAACCUGGGAAACUCAGGUGUCUCUCAAGGGAAAUAAAGCUACAACCUGGCAACAAUUAUUAGAUAAUAAAAAAUUACCUUUCAUGGCCAUGUUACGUAAUUUACGUAAUCUGAUAAAGGCAGGAAUAUCAUCAAAACAUCACGCAGGUGUUAUAAGACGUCUGACAGAUGAGAGACAGGUGAUCAACAGUAGACAGUUCCCGUUCCGAUUCUUCUCGGCUUAUGAGGCUCUCACUCAACUAGCUAAAGAGUAUGAACAAAAUCAGAGUAAUUUAGUUUCUGAAGCUGAAGCUAAGGCUGGUGCAGAUUCACAUCCACCAGGUCCUAUGGCUACUAGAGGACGCGGUCUUGCUGCUAGAGGACGAGGACGUGGUGCUGGACGAGGUAGAAAAGGUGGAAGAGCCAAACCAAAAGGAACAGGGUUUGAAUGGUGGCUCAAGAAAAAAGCUAAAAAUCAGGGGACAAAGGAGGUAUCAUAUGAUAUGGCUAUUAUUGGUCGAUACAAGAAAGCUCUCGAUGUAGCUGUCCAGAUUGCUACUAAAUAUAAUGUACAACCAAUCAAGGGAAGAACAUGGAUAUUCUGUAAUGUUGAUGAUGACAUGGAUUCUCCGUGCCAGUCUGCUAAAGGAUUGGGAAAACCGAGAACGAGAAAAGAAAUUGGAAUCUUGAUGGGUUUAAUGUGUAAAUAUUCAUGUGAAGAAAGUCAGAUGAUCCUAUUUGAUGGAACCGAUUACAGUUCCGUGGAUCUACAGAAAGGCACAAUCCUAGAAAACAUGGAGGCUGCUCUAAAAGCCACCCCUGAGAAACAGUUUGGUAUAAUGUAUUCUUCUUCACCUGCUGAGCACUCAUUACCUUUUAAGGUAUUCUAUGAUGCGUUACGAGACAGACAACAGAUUGAUAAUUUAAUUAUAAUUAGUGAGGAUAAUUUUCAAUUAGAACAUUUUCUACCUGUCUAUAGACGAUUGGUCAAUCCAAACCUUGUCUUUGCUUCUAUAAGCUUGAAGGGUUACCGAGCAGGUUUUUCAGACGAGAUUGUACCAGCUCAUGAUAAUGAUAUCUAUAUAUCUGGAUACAGUGAUCAAAUACUGAGGUACAUUGCCGAGAAGAGUGAUGGAGGUCAGCUACUCCAUGUUGAAAAUAUUGACGAAGCUUACAAACUGAAAGCCAUAGCAACAGUUGCCUUGGAUACCACACUGGAGAAAGAAAUCACCAAGGCAACACCAGAAAAACCUUUACCAAUCGUUUCUCAAGUUCCAAGAUGGAGAACAGCAAGGGUUUUUAUAUCAUCAACAUUCCGUGAUAUGCACGGUGAAAGAGAUUUACUAACAAGAUUUGUCUUCCCUGAGUUACGAGAUCGCGGAAGCAAGCGAUUUAUUAACAUCUAUGAAGUUGAUUUACGAUGGGGUGUAACUGAGGAAGAUACUAAAAACAACAGGGCGCUGUCUUUGUGUCUACAAGAAAUAAAGAGAUGCCAGUUUUUCCUGGGUAUACUGGCUGAGAGAUACGGAUACAUGCCUGAAACAUACGAUGUUCCAGAUACGUCAGAAUAUGAUUGGGUAAAGAAUUAUCCAGCAGGAGCAUCUGUUACAGAAUUGGAAAUGCAUUAUGGGGCCUUAGCAGGUCCACAAGCUGUGGCCGAAAGAGCCUUCUUUUAUUUUAGAGACAGAAGAGUUGAAUAUGACAUACCAAAUGAAUUCAUCCAACAUUUUAAAUCUGAGAGUGAAGAAACCAACAUGAAGAUGAAUAAAUUAAAGAACAGAAUACGAGGCAGUGGAUUAGAAGUUUAUGAUGGUUAUCCAAGUAGAUGGGCUGGUGUUGUCAAUGACAAGGCAUUAGUUGGAGGUUUAGAGGACUUUGGAUUACGAGUCAUAAAUAAUUUGUGGACAGCCAUUGAGAAAUAUUAUCCUGACGAGUCGGCCAUGUUGGAUGAAGAAUCACACAACAGUAAUUUACAUGAUGCGUUCGUAGAAGAUCGCCAAUCACAGUUUAUUGGCCGAACAUCAUUGAUUAAACAAUGUAUCACCAAAAUUACCUCCCUUAAACAUGGAUUACUUGGAAUUGUGGGUAAAUCAGGCUGUGGAAAGUCGUCUUUAAUGUGUCGUUUGAUUCAUCAAUAUCUAGAGAGUAAACAUUGUAGUGGCGCCAACACAGUGGUUGUACAUAUGGUCGGAGCAGCACCAGGAUCUACAAACAUUGUAGCAACAAUAAGACGACUGUCACAUCAUCUCAAUGCUCAGUUUGGUUUACAGAUGAAAAUCCAGGAAGAGUACAGGAAUUUGGUUGUACAGUUUGGUGAUAUUUUAGAAGAAGCCAGUAAAUUAUGUCGUUCUAAGUUGGUUCUAUUUAUUGACGGUGUGGAUUUAAUGGAGCAAUCCCAUCAACCUUAUAGUUUGGAAUGGCUGCCAAAACCGUUACCGAAGAAUGUUGCCAUAGUGAUGUCAGUAUUAGAGGGAGACAAAUAUCAUCAAUCUUUAAAACGAUUGGCUGCCGAGGAGAUAAUAGUUACUGGACUUGAUAUGUUCGAUAAAUCAGAAAUAAUCCGUAAAACUCUGGCUACACAUCGUAAAACUUUAGACGAAUCACCGUUUAAUAAUCAGUUAAAGUUACUGGUGUCAAAGAAAGAAGCACCUAAUCCCCUUUUCCUCAAGUUAGCCUGUGACGAACUCCGAGUCUAUGGUUUGUUUGAUAAGAUGAGCCAGAAAUUAAAGAGUUUACCUCACACUAUACCAGCGUUACUACAAGAGAUAUUAUUACGACUAGAGACAGAUCAUGGAUGUGAUUUGAUCUCCACUACACUCUGUUUAUUGGUUUCUGUUAGAAAUGGUUUGUUAUCAGAGGAAUUAUGGGAUUUACUAAAUUAUCAGAGAAUUCUGGGAAAAUCCCGAUUUACCGUGAUGGAUAUUGUAAAUACAGAGUUAAAAAAUGAUAACAUUAUACCACCUGCUAUUUUCUCGUAUUUAAGACGAUCAAUUCAAGGGUUCCUCAAUCCAACAAGUUCUAGUGAUUCAAGAUUAGAAUUAGCCCACGUUGAAAUAUCCCAGGCUGUGCGCCACAGAUAUUUAAAGGGCGUGGCAGCAUUAGAAUUGGAAAUGAACCUACAUAAAUUACUAGCAGGGUAUUUUUAUCGUUUGGCAGACCCUGAGAAUAAUGGAUCUUUUACUGGAAAUAAUACAAGAGCUUUUAGUGAACUCGUUUAUCAUUUGACUCGUAGCGGUAGUUUUAAGGAAUUGGAGAAAGUCAUCUGUAAUUCCUGUUACAUCAAUCAGAAAUGUCACUUGGGUCUGGCUGCUGAUCUUUUGGAUGAUUACACCCCGAAACACAGCCCCAAUAAAUCUCUAGAAAGAGAACAGAACAAACUGCUGACAUCACUCAGAGUUCAAGACUACAAGUCUUUUGUAUCCAGGAAUAUUCACAUUUUCACAAGUUAUCCAGCACUAACAUGGCAACAAGUCUUGAACGAACCAGACAGUUCUACAGUAUUAAAGGAUUAUCGUCUGAUCGACAAUACCCCAACGCAAUACAUGAUAUGGCAGAAUAGACCAGACAAUGUAGAUGCUUGUUACCAGACCAUCAGUAACCUAAAGCAUGCUGUAACAUGUGUAGCUAUAUCACCUGACAGUUUAUAUUUUGCAACAGGUGGCAAAGAUUGCAUUGUACGUCUUUACGACCUACAGACCGGAAAGGAAGUAAAGAUGUUUUGUGGUCACUCAGAUCCAAUCUCUGAUGUUUGUUUUGCUGGUAAAACGAUUCUAUGCAGCGCCUCCUAUGAUAAUUCUGUCUCCUUGUGGCACGUUGACAACGGACACAGAAUUGCUGUAUUAAGUAAUCACAAACGUCGCGUUAAUUCAUGUUCAGCUAAUGAAUCUGGUAAACUGGUAGCCACAGCAUCAUGGGAUUGUACGGUCCGUGUCUGGAGUACGAGUAAAGGGGAACAAGAAUGUUAUUUGAACGUCGGCAGUCCAGUAAAUUGUGUAGAUUUCCAUCCAGAAGGUCAGCUGAUUGUAACAGGAAGUUGGGACUCACUCAUCAAAAUCUGGGAUGUUUUCCACAAAACUCGAAAAGCUGUUUUAAGAGGCCAUACAACAUCCGUACGAGACGUAGCCUACUCCCCAUCUGGUCGUCAUAUAGCAUCAGCAUCACUUGAUGGAAUGGUCAAAUUAUGGUCGGCUCUUAACGGAACACAGGUUGGCAAUAUACAAGGUCACAGUCUACCAAUCAACAAGUUGACCUUUACUGCUACAGGUCAUAAUCUGGUUACCGUUAGUGAUGAUCAGAAGGUCAAGAUUUGGUCAGAAUAUCUUGGUGUGCCAGUACAUUGUUUGGGAUCUGAGUCAGACGGACCCGUGACUUCAGUGGCACUAUCUAGUGAUGGCUGUCAUUUAGUAGCAGGUUAUCACGAAGGUCAAAUACGUGGCUACGAUGUUAAAUCAGGAAUGAGACAGUACAGUGUUAAACAUAGCUCCAGUGCUGUUAAAGUUAUUAAAUUUACAACAGGAGAUAAAAAUAUACUAAUUGGUGUAGAUAACGGUAAUAUCAUGUUAUUAACCCAGUUUGGAGGUCAGAAAGUGAGCUUGUUAAGAGGACAUAGUAAGAAUGUUUUAUGUAUAGAUACAACUAAAGAAUAUAUUGUAACUGGUGGUGAAGAUUCUACUUGUUGUGUUUAUACCAAUGUUAAAAAGAUCAAAACAUCGAAACAAGUUGAAGCUGAUGUGAUAUUACAUCACCAUACAGCUGCUGUGACUGGUUGUUCUUUUAAUACAGCUGGAACAAUGUUUGCUACUUCCAGUCGAGAUGGGUCUGUAAUGAUCUGGGAUAUAAAGAUCGUAUUAUUAAACCCUGAGGCGCCACCUAUCCAGUAUCUUAACUCCUGCCAUUCUGAUUGGAUCAAUGGUUGUAUAUGGUCAAACAUCGGGGAUCAUUUGGUGACAGCAUCAAAUGAUUUUAAUCUGAAGAUUUGGGAUGUGAAGCUUGACAAUCCUGAAGAACAGACGAGUGAGAAACAGAGGUUAACAGGUCACAUGUCAGCCAUUAAUUGUCUCUCAUAUCAGUUUGGUUGUAUCGUAUCUGGGUGUAGCGAUGGUUCAGUAAAAGUUUGGUCCCAUAAAGGAACAGAGAUAACAACACUACACGGCCAUACACAACGUGUUAAUGGAUGUUCCAUGUAUGUUAAAACUACAGAAGAGGAAGUUCCUCAGGAAGAAGAUAAAGAAGAAGAUGCUGCGCUUGAUUGUUCUGAUUGGUCUGUGGAUCCUGAACCCCCAAAGAAAAAAAGUAAAAAACCUGCCAGUAAAUUAUCUGAUGUGGUUGUAGCCACUUGCAGUGAUGAUGGUACUAUACGAAUAUGGAGACCAUUACAGGCAUAUGAGUUGGCCUCUCUGACAGGUCAUUCAGACAGGGUCAUCUCUGUGGCAGCAGAUAGAACAGGAAACGUAUGUACAUCAUCUCUAGAUAAAUCAGUUCGACUCUGGUCACCCAAAUUGAGUGAGGACAUUCCAGUCGGACGCCAUGACAGUGACAUCACCUUUACAGUAGCAUCAAUUGAUAAGAAAAUGGUUCUGACUGGUAGUAGAGAUGGCUGUGUUAAAAUAUGGAGAAGUGAUAAUUACGAUGAGAUGAAAUGUUGUUAUAGUUUUCAGGCUGACGAGACGAGUGUAAAUGCGGCCUGUUUCAUCAAUAAAGCUGGUACUAAAUUUGUCACCACAGACAACCGUAAUAACAUAGCCGUGUGGGAUAUAACAGAAAAAGAUGGAGUCACACUUGUGACAUUAAACCAUAUAUUUGUCAGUGAAACUUUGAUACUGUCCGUGACUUGGGGUCAACAUCAACCGGAGCUAUUGCGAUCCGUUUUCUGGACAUUAGAUUGGAAAGGAUCUUUGUGUGGCUGGAAUCUUAACACCAAAAAAUGUCAAUUUAAAAAACGACUAGACGAGAACAUUCAACCAUUUGGUACACUUUAUAAAGUCAAGUUUGCUGGCAACUCUGCCGAUAUCUUGGUUACAACAACACGUGAAGUAUUUGGAUUUAUAAAUUAUAAAGAAUUAGUUGCAACAGAAUAUGAUAUACAAGCUCUUGAUUUGAGUUAUAAGUCGGUACUAGAAGACGACGAGGAUGACGACGAAGAGUCAGAUGAAGACGAUACACCCGUUGCUAAACGUGAGAGGACCUGGAUCCUAGACAUGGCACAAGACACUUAUCACUGUUACUAUGGCGAUUCCAAGGGGCAGUUAACUCUGUACAAAGUUGAGGAGGAUACUGUAUUCACAAUGAAGGUCCACAGUGCUGCUAUCAACUGUGUUGUUAGAACUCCUAACUAUUUAUUUACUGGUUCAGCUGAUUGUACUAUUAAAGUUUGGGAUUUAAAAGCCAUACAGAAUUGGGAAUUAGAUAAUGCUCAGGUUGGACAAUUUUUCUGUACGUCUCCUGUAUUAACGUUAAUAGAAAUCAAGAACACAAACUCUGCUGAAGUUAAAUUAAUGUCCGGUGAUCAGCUAGGUAACAUUACUAUGCUGACAUGGGUGUCUGGAUAAAUGAAGACUACUGUGGAAUAUGGUGGAUAACAAUAUUAUAUACCCUAUGUAAUCCAAACAUUUGAGACGACUGGAUAGACCACCUUGAAAACAUUUCAGAUUUCAGGCAUACAAUGUAGAUGUUAAUAUUUGACUACAUCUAAUAUGAUAAUAUAAAAACAAAUGUUGAUUAUAUUCUUGCCAUGUAGGGGACAUUAACUUUAAAUUAAUGUAUGGUUAUUUUCUAUUCCUUUUGAACAUUUUUUUCUCUCACCUGAUUAAUGUGUAAAACUGUGCCAUUACUCUUGAGAAGAUGAUCGAAAAAUUAAUUAAAACAAAUUUUGUUUGUUUCUGCUAUCAAUAAAUAUGUUAUAGAGUAACAUUUUAGGCCUAAAGAAAGACCUGCAAUAGGCAGAUUUACAUCUUGCAUAACUUGCAUAAUGUAUGUUUAAUGUUGUUGUGUAAAUAAUUAUAACUGUUUUGUUAAUUUAUUUUUAUUGACUGUGAUCUACAUAUGUAAAUGGAAUGUUUUCUAUCACAAAUGUAACUUGUUUUAUAAUAAAAAAUAAAAAUAUAAAAAAAAUAUAUGUAAAUAUUGUAGAUAUACGUACUUACUACUUAAUCUUUCUAGAACAGGUGAUACCACUUCCAGUGUAGGAAUUUCAUCUAAUUAAGUAAGAUUAAAAGAAGUUAACCCUUGUUAGAAGAAAUGCUAAUUUGCUGUAAUUUAUAACAAUAUUGUGAAUAUAGUUUCUGCCAGAAGAUUUUGUGAAUUAUGUAAUUAGUUAGGUGACUGGAAAAUCAAGAUGAUUGUAUUAUGUAAUUGGUUAAAUGUAACUGGAAAAUCAAGAUGAUUAUAUUAAUUAUGUAAUUAGGUACCAGUUGACAAAGGGUCAUCAUGGAUCAAAAACACUAUUUCUCCACAUAUUGUCCUGUUAACUUUGUUACUCAGGUAUUGUUUUUAUUUUGAAUUAUGUAUUUAGUGUAUAUGACAAAACAAAAACCAAGAUAUAGAUUAAAUGUAGACCUGAAUUAUUGUUUAGUAUUUAAAACAGUUUGUACAAUAACCAUUUCAUAAUUAUUGUACAAUAAGCUUAUAUUUGUCGACUUUAUUAUGAAAUAUUUAAGAGAUUUUGUACAAUAAUCUUUUUUUUGUAUUACAGUAAGGUUAUAUUAUGAAUUGUAGAUAUUUAAUCGAAUUUAUAUAAUUAACCUUUUCAUCAUUUUUUGUGACAAUCAGCUUAUUUUGUAGACUUCAUAAUGAAUUAUUCUGUGUAAAUAUUUGAAAGAUUGUAAAACUGCCAUUUGUUUCGGGUGGGCAAUUGUAAUUUAACAUUUUGUAUUUAUCAUUUUGUAAUUAACAUGUAUUUAAUAUGAUUUGAUAUUAUUUUUAAAAUCAAGAAAGAACUUUGAAUUUAAUGAGAAGAAGUUCAUUAUCUUUUGGACAUUAACAAAGUUAUAACUAAAAUAUACCAGUAAAUUUAAUUGUUUAAGUGAAUGUAUUGUAGUCUAAGAGAGACACAUCUAAAAUAAGAAUACAGAUUUUUAUCUAGCAGUAUUUCACCGAUAUAUUAUAAGCCUCUAAUUCAUGGCUGGUAUAAUAAAUAGAAAAAUCAUAAAGGAUAGGAUAGGAAGAAUUAAAUAAAAUAAACUAAACUAUUAAAAGAUUUCUGUCUUUGUAUUCCAAGAUAUAUGUUAAGGCUAAAAAUAUACACAAUUUUAAGCCUCCUACGCAGAGAGCUGAAACAAGAUAAGGUUUUGUUUUAAAGACGACAAGGAAGUAUAAUAGAUAAAUAGGUUUUAAGUUGAAUUAUAUCCAAGACUAUUAUUUAUAUAUUAGGGUAGGACAAGUUAAUUGGGUAGAAAGGGUGUAACAUGAUUAUUUAAAUAUACAGAAUUAUUUGUCUUUGAGUAUUAUUUUAUUAAGGGAGGUAACUUUGUUUUAAAAGGGGUUGGGAGAAGAGGGGAGGGGAUUACUGAGAGGGAUUAUUUUUUUUAAGGAUAAUGUUCAGGGGUUAUUUUUAUUUCGAUAUAUAAAAAAAAUUUCAAAUCAAUUGUAUUUAAUUUUUGGGAUUUUGUCAAAUUUUUGUGUAUUUAAAUCAAUUGAACGAGUUGAGCCGAGUGGGCUGGGUUAGGCUCAGUGGGUUGGGCUGGGUUGGGGAGUGUAUAUGGUAGUGUGAAUGUAGUGAAUAAAUAUAUUAUUAUUUAAGAAGACUGAUUGUAUGCAUGAGUUGUUUUUGUCAGACUGGGUGUUCCAUAAAUAUUCUUAGCUUUCUGUGUUUGAUUUAGUCCCUGUCCUUUUAUUUUAUUUAAUUUAAAGUAUGGAUUAAAAUCUCUUUUUAAUAAAUCUGGGAAGGCUACUCGCCACUUUAUAGUUUCAUGUUUUAAAUAAAAUAGUUCUCUUCUCUAGCAUUUCCAGGGAAAUGCUUAUUUGUGGGUUGGGAGUGGGGGAAGUAGGCCUAGUUAUUAUUUAUUUUUUCCUAAUACCACAAAGAUUGAUCAGUAGUUUAUGGUCCACUUCCAAUGUUGAUUUGCACUAAUCUCCUUGUCUUUUAUUCAUUGAAAGUGAUUUAAAGAAAAAUUUAAUUAAAAUUGUUUGUUUUGUUUUGUAGUGUUCACUUCUUUUAAAUUUUCUAUAUUUAUUUAUGGAAUAUCCAGUUCCGGUUUGUCUUUUUUUAUUUUUCAUAUGUAAAACAUUUAUGGAACACCCACUCCACCAAUAGUUUUUAUUAAUGACUAUUCUAUACAGUGUGUUUAAACACCAGUAUAGAAUUCAGAGAGAGUCGCCAUCUUCUAUUUAGGAAGCUUUGUUUCACUCUGACAGUCCUUGUUUUUGUUUGUUUUUUUUCUAUCUAUGAAUAAAUUUAUAUUUAUAUAAUUAUAA
This is a messenger RNA of Patella vulgata (common limpet), 9604 nucleotides long. RefSeq names its product telomerase protein component 1. The transcript is spliced from 47 exons. Gene Ontology annotation, cellular component: telomerase holoenzyme complex. The record is from RefSeq and is a predicted model, not a curated record. Gene Ontology annotation, molecular function: protein binding; ATP hydrolysis activity; telomerase RNA binding. Lineage: Eukaryota; Metazoa; Mollusca; Gastropoda; Patellidae. Gene Ontology annotation, biological process: telomere maintenance via recombination. Bases 100 to 6741 code for a protein of 2213 amino acids.